Molecule: messenger RNA, 656 nt
Organism: Phodopus roborovskii (desert hamster)
Lineage: Eukaryota; Metazoa; Chordata; Mammalia; Rodentia; Cricetidae
Gene: Tex46
Product: testis expressed 46
Exons: 2
Coding region: 218-625 (135 amino acids)
Source: RefSeq, a predicted model, not a curated record
UGCCACCAGGAGGUCCUGAGAUGGUGCCUGCAAGCUGCCUGCCAGAGAGCCUGGCACACAGUGGGCCCUUAAGACAUAGGGGUACUUAUUGUUAUGCGACAGCCAGGGUGGGGUGGGGGUGGGGAGCUGGUUAUGAAUCAGAGGAGUGGGUGGCUGUGCCUCCUGUCAUGGAGGGGACUUCAGCAGGGGGCUUGGGCCUGUGCCCCUCUGUGCCAUAAUGCUGAGUGACUUGGUAUUUCUUCUUAGGAGUUUCCAUGGCUUUCUUGCUUCUUCUGGUGCCAUAGGAGCAGUUUUGGCCUGGCUGAUAAGCUUUAAACCAGUCCUGCUUGGCUUCCUCUUCCUUCUGCUAUUGCUCAGCAACUGGCUGGUCAAACAUGAACUCCGUCAGGCUCCUUCCCAUUCCCGGACGGGUAUUGUCCUUGAACGGCUGUUGUUCAAUGAGAUGAAGCUGAAGGUCUUGGAAAAUCAGAUGCUCAUCAUAUGGAAUAAAAUGAAUCGGCAGCGUCGCCGGUGGAGCAGCAGACACCAGAACUUCUCCAGGAGGCUGCACAGGACAAGAAGGAAUGGCUCUGCUUUCUCCAUCAUCUCUAACUAUGCUACCAAUAGCCCUAGUGAAUGUAAUUGAAAUGGGAUAGCCUCUACUGAUGUGAUCUUCA